Molecule: messenger RNA, 422 nt
Organism: Parasteatoda tepidariorum (common house spider)
Lineage: Eukaryota; Metazoa; Arthropoda; Arachnida; Araneae; Theridiidae
Source: RefSeq, a predicted model, not a curated record
AGGUAAAUUUCGUGACAUAAAGAAAUAAAAAAAGAAAGCAAGUAUGUUUCAGAACUUACUUUUCUCGAUCGCUGCUCUUUUUAUAUUUGUGGAAAUCGUAAAAUCUGAUGAUUCGGGCUCAUUUACAGUUCCACCCGUGUACUAUUCUAACUGCUACUCAAAGGACUACGGAAUAUUUGUUGAUGCAGGAAAACCAUAUCAAGUUCCUGGUAAAUGUGAAGUAGUAAUCUGUAACAAAAAGAAUGGCAACGCUUUAACACAAAGCUGUGGUGAUGGACCCCCAGAUUGCAGACCUGUAAAAGGGGAUCCAGCAAAGACCUUUCCUGAAUGCUGUGAUGGAUGCGAGCCUUAAUUAAUUAAACAAAUAACGCAAUAAAUAUUAUUUGAUAUAAAAAAUAAAGAUUGUUUCUUCUUUGACCACA